AUACCACUUGUCCUAACCCUGGAGUUCCUGAAAAUGGACAGCAGAUUGUAGACCCUGGAAUGGAUGUAGGAAUUUCACGAACAUUUAUUCUCAAUGAUCAAGUGUUAUUCAGAUGUAAUGACGGAUAUAAACUGAUUGGAAGUGGAUCUAUAACUUGUACAUACAGACGUGCAUGGACAGGGCCUACACCGACAUGUGUUCCAAAUGUUUGUAGCAGUAUAGAAGUACCACACAAUGGUAACAAGGUCCACACUACUUCAGUAAAUGGUGAAGUUGGCUAUAUAAUUGGUGACAAAGUACAGUUUUCAUGUAAUCCAGGGUUUGAUCUAGUUGGUGAAAAUGAAAUAACCUGUGAAGAAGAUUUACAAUGGUCACAUGAUGUACCAACAUGUAGAG
This is a messenger RNA of Saccoglossus kowalevskii, 396 nucleotides long. RefSeq names its product CUB and sushi domain-containing protein 2-like. Lineage: Eukaryota; Metazoa; Hemichordata; Enteropneusta; Harrimaniidae. The record is from RefSeq and is a predicted model, not a curated record.